Messenger RNA from Polistes dominula (European paper wasp), 1933 nucleotides. Its product is annotated as RAS oncogene family member RabX5. Gene Ontology annotation, molecular function: GTP binding; GTPase activity. NCBI's taxonomy places the organism in Eukaryota, Metazoa, Arthropoda, Insecta, Hymenoptera, Vespidae. The record is from RefSeq and is a predicted model, not a curated record.
UUGUGUAUUAUUUUGGAAUAAUUUUGGUUAGAAAAAGAAAAAUGCUUUUGAAAUACUACAUUUGUAAAUGAUUUGAAACAUUGAACAAUUUUAUAUAAAUUUUUGAAAAAUUGACUAUUUUAGCAUAUGUCGAUUAUAGAUACUUUUAGGGUUUUCGAAAACAAAGUUCUUCAUAAAAUCUUCGGUGCGAAACGCGAUGAGGAAACGGGCGAAUGGAGCAAACUCCAUAAUGUAGAAAUACAUCGAUUGUACAAUAAACCGGACAUUAUUAACAUCGUAAAAUCACACCGAAUAAAAUGGGCUGGUUACGUGGCACCUGGAAGAGGAUCGAAUGACACAUAAAUACUGGUCGGUAUAUCGAACGGGAAAAGACCACUAGGUAGACCGAGACGUAGAUGGGAGAAUAAUAUUAGAAAGGAUCUUAAAGAAAUAGACUACGAAGACCGUGAAUGGAGGGGUCGCACUCAGGGACGAAAACACUGGCGGAAUUUGGUAUUUGUAGCAAUGAACUUUCGAGUUUCUAAUGCCAACUAAUAAUAAUAAUAAUACAAAAAUUUCAUUAUUUUGACUUUUAUCCUAUCUGAGAACGAUACCUUAAACUUUGAAUUCGUUUUUAUUGAAAAAAGAAACUAUAAGACCGAUUGUACUAAAAUGUUUACAUUUUAUUAAAAGAACUGUAGAUUAAUAAAAUGUAAAAAAAAAAGAUCGUUUAUUUUUAGUCGUAAUACCAGAAUAUCUCCUUUAAUGCUAAUAUGCCCCCAAGUACGAUAGAAAACAUCUGUCACAGCAACCAAUGUUUAUGUUUUAGAACAGUACUCUCUAAGAUCCUUGAAUGAACAGAAAUGUUAGCAUUUCUCGUAAAAGUAUAUUUAUAACAGUGUGAUGAUAUAACAUUAAAAAAAAAUUUGUUAUUGUUUAUUGUUAAUUGAUUAGUUGAUUAUUUUUUUUAAUUAAAUAUAUAUAUUCCAUUGAAAAGGAUGUUAGAAACACGUUCUGCUGUAUUUAAAUUAAUGAAAACUAACGCUCACGAAGAACGACAGAUUAAAAAAUGGCCACCCCCAUUUUCUUCAGCGAUAACUCCUUACUACGAAAGAGAUUUCAAUGAUGUCGUUAAACAAGCUUGUGCAGAAAAAUCUUUUACCCUUCGAAUAUCGAAAGUAAUUGUCAUUGGAGAUGUAGCAGUUGGAAAAACGUCAUUAGUAAAUCGUUUUUGUCACAAACUUUUUGACAACAACUAUAAGGCUACCAUUGGUGUAGAUUUUGAAGUAGAAAGGUUUGAUGUUCUUGGUGUUCCAUUUUAUUUGCAAAUAUGGGAUACGGCUGGACAAGAGCGAUUCAAAUGUAUCGCUGCUUCCUAUUAUCGAUCUGCUAAUGCGAUUAUAGUUGUUUUUGAUGUUGGAAAUUUAGUAACCUUGGCACAUUGUCAACAAUGGUUAUUAGAAGCAUAUAAAAGUAACACUAACUUUUGUCAUGUUUUUUUAGUUGGUAUGAAAAGAGAUUUACUGUCGAACAAAGUAUACGAGAUUAUUGAAAAUCGUGCGAUAGAUGUUGCGAAUCGAAUGAGAGCCGAAUAUUGGACAGUUUCAGCUAGAACUGGAGACGGAGUUAAUGAAUUGUUCGCAAGAGUUGCUAGUUUAUGCUUCAAUGCAAUGGUUUUACGAGAAUUAGAAAAUAACAAAAUAGUACCAAUGAAUAUCGGCUCGGAUUUAAUAACUUUGGAAAGUAAAUCCAAGGAAAAUGAAGAUAAAAUUAAAAAAAAGAUUAAAUCGAAAUGUUUCGAUUGUUCCAUAUAAAUAUUUCGACGAAUCAACGAAUUGAAAAUAAUUGAUCAAAGUGAGUGGACCAAGAGUACGAAGUUAUGAACUAUUAAAUAAAUUGAUUUCAUUUUUUUCUACGAAUAAUUCGAUUAAAUGUAAGCGAUGUUUACUUUGUA